Messenger RNA from Scleropages formosus (Asian bonytongue), 5459 nucleotides. Its product is annotated as NACHT, LRR and PYD domains-containing protein 3-like. The record is from RefSeq and is a predicted model, not a curated record. The transcript has 12 exons. Lineage: Eukaryota; Metazoa; Chordata; Actinopteri; Osteoglossiformes; Osteoglossidae. Gene Ontology annotation, molecular function: protein binding. Bases 297 to 3749 code for a protein of 1150 amino acids.
AAACACAAGAUUUCAAAUGAAAGCACAAGAAGCUUCAGUGAGCUGAUACCCAACAACAGCUCCUGAGCCGCUUGGACGGAAGAGAGGAGAGGGAAGAAAGAAAGGGAAAAAAAAAAGGACUGAAAAAGAAAUCGAAAGUUUCAUAACUCCACACACUGCGUAGUAGCAGUAGCAUCUCAUCUGACAGUCAGUUAGUUCAAAACUGUAUGUGUCGACCGGCUACAAGUGAGUUGAGUAUCAGUAUCUCUUCUAUUGAUCCUGAACUCACCUGAUCACUUUGUGUGCAAAGUCUUGAGAUGAAGCGCAAGGCUUCAGCAAUAAAUCCCUCUGGGGACUGUAAGGAGGGGAUCCCUGCCUCCGAGAAGAAACUGCAAAGUGCUCAGCAGGAAAGACGUGUGUCACCUUCUCCCAGCUGUGUAUCCAUGAAGAGCGACAAGUCAGUCAAUGUAAUACUCAACUUUAAGGAGGGACAGACUUCUAGCAGUCAAAGUGUCCAGCAAGAGAGAUCAGUCCCAUCUGCACCCAGCUGUGCAUCCAUGAAGAGUGAUGAAUUCCCAAUGACAUGUCAGCAGAAAUUGAAAUCUCAUCUGAAGAAGAAGUUUGAGUAUUUAUUUGAAGGAUUAACUAAGCAAGGAAACCCAACCCUUCUGAAUGAUAUUUACACAGAGCUCUACAUAACUGAAGGUGGUACUGGUGGGAUCAGGGAUGAACAUGAAGUGAGACACAUUGAGAGAGCACUCAAGAAACCAGCUGUACAAGAAACUACAAUCAAAUGCAGUGACAUUUUUACACCUUUACCUGGAAAAGCAACACAUAUAAGAACUGUGCUGACGCAGGGGAUUGCAGGCAUCGGAAAAACUGUCUCUGUGCAAAAAUUUAUUCUGAAUUGGACAGAAGGAAAAGCAAACCAAGACAUUUGUUUCAUAUUUCCCCUUCCUUUCCGGGACCUGAAUUUGAUGAAAGAUAAAGAAUUCAGUCUGAUACAGCUGCUUCACUACUUUCUCCCAGAACUGAAAGGGUUUGGACCCACUCAGCUCUCAAAUUCCAAAGUCUUGUUCAUCUUUGAUGGUCUGGAUGAGUGUAGCCUUCCUUUAGAUUUCAAGAACAAUGAGAUCUGUUUUGAUGAAGCAAAGACAACAUCACUGGAUGUGCUGUUGACCAACCUCAUCAAGGGGAAUCUGUUUCCUUCUGCUCUCAUCUGGAUAACCUCUCGUCCAGCAGCAGCCGGUCAGAUCCCUCCUGACUGUGUCCACCGGCUGACAGAGAUACGAGGAUUCGGUGAUCCCCAAAAGGAGGAGUACUUCAGGAAGAGAAUUAGUGAUGAGAACCUGGCCAACAGGAUCAUCAGACAUGUGAAGUCAUCAAGGAGCCUCUACAUUAUGUGUCACAUUCCAGUCUUCUGUUGGAUUUCAGCCACUGUUCUUGAGAGGCUCUUUGUUGAGGACCAAAGUGGAGAAAUUCCCAGGACUCUGACUCAAAUGUACACACACUUCCUCAUCUUUCAGACAAGUUUAAAGAAUGAGAAGUAUCUGAAAAAACAAGUAACAGACCCUCUGAAAUCUUUAGAAUCAGAUAAAGAAUUUGUUCAGAAACUGGGGAAUCUGGCCUUCAACAACCUCAACAAAGGCAAUCUCAUAUUUUAUGAGGAAGAUCUGAGAGAGUUUGACAUUGAUGUGAGUGAAGCUUCAGUAUACUCUGGAGUGUGUACAGAAGUCUUCAGAGAGGAGUUUGGGUUGUAUCAGGGGAAGGUUUACUGCUUUAUACAUCUUAGUGUGCAGGAGUAUCUUGCUGCUUUGCAUGCAUUUCUGUCAAGUACUGAUCCCAACCUGCUGAAGAAAACAAUAGAUCAGGCCUUAGAGAGCAAGAAUGGACACUUGGACCUCUACCUUCGCUUCCUUCUUGGUCUUUCAAUGAGGUACAGCCAGAAGCUUUUAAAAGAUCUAAUGAUGCAGAGAAGAAGUUCCUAUAAGAUUAAAAAAAUAAUCAGUCACAUAAAGGAGAAGAUCAAUGAGAAACUCUCCCCUGAGAAGACUAUUUAUCUGUUCCAUUGUCUGAAUGAACUGAAUGAUGAGUCUCUGGUGAAGGAAGUCCAGAAUUACCUAAACUCAGGAUGUCUUUCAGAAAAGAACAUUAAGCCCACAGAGUGGUCAGCUCUGGCCUUUGUAUUGUUGAUGUCAGCAGAGGAACUGGAUGUACUGGACCUGAGAAACUGCACUUUACGGAAUGAAGGGCUUCAGAGGAUGCUGCCAGUUGUGGAGGUCUCCAGAACUGCUCUACUGUCCAACUGUAGAGUAACAGAUGGAGGCUGUGCUUCUCUGGCUUCAGCUCUGCAUUCGAACCCCUGUUCACAACUGAGAGAGCUGGAUCUGAGCUACAAUCGCCCAGGGGACUCAGGAGUGAAGCUGCUCUCUGAUCUACUGCAGGAUCCACACUGUAGACUACAGACAUUGAGGCUGAGGAUGUGUGGACUCACAGAGAGAUGCUGUGAAGCUCUGGCCGCAGUUCUUACGUCAAACUCCUCACACCUGAAAGAGCUGGACUUGAAUGACAAUGACCUGCAGGAUUCAGGAGUGAAGCUCCUCUCUGCUGGACUGGGGAACCAACACUGUGAACUGGACACACUGAGACUUUCUGGCUGUUGUGUCACAGAGGAAGGCUGUGCUUCUCUGGCUUCAGCUCUGUGUUCGAACCCCUGUUCACAACUGAGAGAGCUGGAUCUGAGCUACAAUCGCCCAGGGGACUCAGGAGUGAAGCUGCUCUCUGAUCUACUGCAGGAUCCACACUGUAAACUACAGACACUGAGGCUGAGGAUGUGUGGACUCACAGAGAGAUGCUGUAAAGCUCUGGCCGCAGUUCUUACGUCAAACUCCUCACACCUGAAAGAGCUGGACUUGAAUGACAAUGACCUGCAGGAUUCAGGAGUGAAGAUAUUUUCUGCUGGAUUGGGGAACCUACACUGUAAACUGGAGAUAUUAAGACUUUCUGGCUGUUGUGUCACAGAGGAAGGCUGUGCUUCUCUGGCUUCAGCUCUGUGUUCCAACCCCUGUUCACAACUGAGAGAGCUGGAUCUGAGCUACAAUCACCCAGGAGACUCAGGAGUGAAGCAGCUUUCUGAUGUACUGCAGGAUCCACACUGUAAACUGGAGACACUGCAUGUGGACCAUCGUGGACCGUGCAGGAUCAGACUUGGCCCAAGGAAAUACUUCUGCCAGUUCACACUGGACCCCAACACAGCAAACAGACACUUGUAUCUGUCUGAAGGCAGCAGGAAGGUGACAUGGAGUGACGAGAAACAGCCAUACCCUGAUCAUCCAGACAGAUUUGACUGUUGGAAGCAGGUCCUGUGUGUAGAGAGUGUGUCUGAUCGCUGUUACUGGGAGGUUCAGUGGACUGGAGAUGCUGCUGGUAUUGGAGUAACUUACAAAGGAAUCAGUAGGAAAGGAAAUUGUGAUGAGUGUUGGCUUGGAUACAAUGACAAGUCUUGGAGUCUGUUUUACACUGAUGGGAAAUACUCUGUCUGCCACAAUAACAGACAGACUAUUAUACCUGGACCCCCUACCUCCAACAGAGUAGGGGUGUACCUGGACUGGGUGUCCGGCACUCUGUCCUUCUACAGCAUCUCCUCUGAUGAACCGAGUCUCCUUUACAGAUUCACCACCACGUUCACUGAGCCCCUCUAUGCUGGGUUUAGGGUUUGGGACUCCUCAUUGUCCCUGUGUAAACUGGGAAUGGAACACACACAAACAUAAGGUUGUGUUCUAGGAUUAAAACGUCAACUUUGGGCUCGUAACGCAGCAGUUUUCCAAGAUGGCCACUUAAAUUUUGGCUCCACUGCAGAGACCCACAAUUUCAAUACUUUCCCUCUGAUAUCAGUUUUGAGUUACUGCAACUGACAAAAUUUGACUGAAUUUUUGUUUUCAGUGCACUAUCAGAAAGGGAAUAGAACUAAAAUAGAGCACCCAGAGAAAAUUCUGAGCAUUCAAUCAAAGAUGGUCAUCAUCAUAUUGGGACAGCAAGUGGUUAGAGCUGCUGCCUUUGGACCCAAAGGUGACAGGUUUGAAUCAAACCCCGAGCUGUUAUACCCUUGAGUUAGGUAUUUCCCCAAAAUUGCCCUGCUCUUUAAAUGGGUAAAUCACUGUAAAUAGCUUAAUGUUGUAUGUUGCUGAAUCCUCUGAGGAAGAAAAGAUUGGGGCUCUGGCCAUCUGUUCUUUUGCCAGUCCUAUCAGUUCACCUCCACGGGUAUUUUUGUUAGCUUGGUUGAAAGAAAUGAGAGAGAUAAAGAGCCAAAUCCUGCCUGGUCAGAGGAAUAUGGAAGCUAAGAUGUAUGGAACCAAAAGGCGCAAAAUUGGAUGAUCUCAGGGCCAAAAUGAACUCUUCUCCUCCGUUCCAGUUUUGUAAAUAGAAUUUGUCUGAUAGCUUGAACAGUUUUUAAAAUUGCAUUACUGGCACUGAACAAGCAAUCGCUUUUCAUUUUCCUUUAGUUUUGGAGGAUAUGGACAAAUCUGAUCACAAGUAAAUCGGUAACUCCGGAGCAGUAAGUUGACCUGCAUCAGGCAAAACUGGUAGGAAUAUAAAGUUAGCAGAAUAUAAAAACUGUCAAAAUAAGUUUGUGGGACUGUUUGAGAACAGUAAAGGUCUAGAGGACUAGCUACAUUUCUCGGUGGCAUUCCUGGUUUAUUUUCCUCCCAUUGAGCUUGAUUGCGGCUACCGACUCCCCAGCCACACUCCUGACACAAACACCUGUGAGAAGCAUUCUGGUCUCAUUCCCGUAUCAUCUUUAAAGAUUCCUCUUUACCCUGACCUGCCAUCUGAAACAGUGUGGAGAAGAUGCAAAUUUUUAGAGACCACCAGAGCUUUUAAAACACAUAAGAUCUUCUGUGGUUUCUCUUUCCCAGUCCAACUCAGGUGUCCACACGAUGGGAAGAUCCUCCAGUUUGACGAGCCACCAGCCACAAUGCCAUUUGUAGCUAUUCUGAAAGACAGACUGGUUCAUAUAAGUCUUUGAUAUAAUUCAGUUUUUAUUGUAUUCUCUUCUUAUUCUGUCUCCCUUCUGUUAUCUCUUUCCUUUUGGAAAUUUUGUUCUAUAUUUUGCUUUUUUCUGGUAUGGCGGGUACACUAUAUUUUACCUUUGGUUUGCUAUGGGAGAUGUACUUAGAGAUGUUAAGGGUUAGGAGUUAAGGAGGUGCAUUACCUGCGUAGCAAACAAAGUGUUGGUUGAUAGGUUCUCAAACGGAGAUGGCGAGGAGUGACUCUGCUCUCUGUUUGUAGAUUUGGCUUGGAUUUCAGGUUUCUUUCUUUCUUUCUUUCUUUCUUUUUCUUUGUCUAGCUCACUCUCUCAUGUUCCGCUUUUCAUAUGUAAUAAGACAAAGUAUUACCAGAGUUGCACUCCUAUUUUAAGUUGAAAUUAAUUUAACCUAAAAUGAAAUUUAGUGGGGGGUGUGGUGGCGCAACAGGUUUGG